CGCGAGAUACACACACGCAGUCACGGGAAGCCGUGACAGAAUGUUGACCCAUCAGAGGAGGUUAAAAGAAGACUAACGCAUGCAUGACGAGGACGUAGAUGCACAAGUUUCAACGAAGAAAAGAAAAUGUUGGGUCUGGAGCUCCGCGACUUCCGAUCGUUCGAGCCUGAUGUUACCUACACGUGGAAGCUGAAACUCAUGACAUCUACUGAACAUAUAUAUAUAGCACAAGAAACUGACUACAGUAACCACUUUGUACUCCCGAAUCUGUUCCAAAGAGUUGUUACUUCUCAAGCUUCCCGUCAGGUUUCUGACGACGUCAUUGUUACUCCACAUCGAAACUACCUAGCUGGGCUGGACAUCCGGACAAGCAUUGAAACUUGAGUUGGUACAUUUAGCAUCCAUCAGAGCAGAGAUAUCUUGGCCAGAUCCCCUGACAACCAUCCCCACGAGUCGCAACCAUGCCUGAGAUCAUCCUCUCGAUCAACGCAGGAUCCUCUAGCGUUAAGAUCUCCGUCUACAAAACCCCGGAGGAUGGCGCCUCGGUACCGAAACAACUUGCUGAAGCAACUAUCGAAGGCCUAACUGCGCCGCCUGCAAAGCUCAAGUAUGAGCGUGGAGACGAGAAGAUCAAGGGAAAGGAGCUAGAGAAUGUUACCUCACAAGAAGACGGAUUCCGCUACAUCCUAGAUCACCUGACCAACGAUGAAGGCCUUCCUGAACUCAACCACAAAGAAGACAUCCGCUUCACGUGCCAUCGCGUCGUUCAUGGCGGUGACUACCCCAGAAGCCAGGUCAUCGAUAAGGAAACAUACCACCACAUAGAAGAGCUUUCGGAUCUAGCCCCCCUGCACAACGCGCCUGCGCUCACCAUCGUUCGAGCCGUAGCAGACAUCCUGCCACACGCAAAGAACAUCGCUUAUUUCGACUCCUCGUACCACAACACACUGCCAGAGUACAUAUGCACCUAUCCAAUCGACCAAACGGUCGCACAGAAAAACAAACUACGCAAAUACGGUUUCCAUGGCAUAAGCUACUCGUUCAUCGCAAACGCCGUAUCAAAGCACCUGAACAAGCCGCUCGAUCAGAUCAAUAUCAUCGCUCUACAUCUAGGCUCCGGUGCUUCCGCAUGCUGUAUCAAGGGCGGCAAGUCGCUCGAUACGACCAUGGGUCUAACCCCCCUCGCAGGUUUACCAGGUGCCACACGCUCUGGCUCCAUCGAUCCAUCUCUCAUGUUCCACUAUACACACAGCGCAGGAAAACCCUCGCAUAGUUCUAGCGAGAAACUGCACAUUACGCAGGCUGAAGAGAUCUUGAACAAGAAUAGUGGCUGGAAGAGUCUGACCGGGACUACUGAUUUUGGGCAAAUCAGCUCUUCCGAGAGAAAGGAGGAUAAAUUGGCGUUUGACAUCUUCGUCGACCGUAUUCUGAACUAUGUGGCUCCCUACUUUACCAAGUUGGAUGGUAAGGUCGAUGCUCUUGUUUUCGCGGGGGGUAUUGGUGAAAAGGGAGGAAAGCUGAGACAGGCUGUCGUCCAAGGAGUUAGGUGUUUGGGUUUCAAGAUUGAUGAAGACAAGAAUGCGAAGCAGGUUGAGGAUGUGGUUACCGACAUUAGUGCCGGGGAUGCGAGGUACAAAACGUUGGUCGUCCAGACAGACGAGCAAUUGGAGAUGGCACGGGGAAUCCUGGAGGAUAAAGAUAGGUUUGUGGGGAAGAAGUGAUUAAGUAGUUUGAUGCUUAACGAGACAUGAAAGCACGCGUUGGUAAGAGAUUGUAAUGGUAUUCUUCUAUUUUUGACGCUAGGCCGGUAGUCUAUGGCCUGCGGUGAAUACCACGAUGCACUGCAUGAGUGCAUGUCAUUGGGUAUCGCUCCCGGGUGAUGUAAUGUCUUUGGUGAAAU
Molecule: messenger RNA, 1900 nt
Organism: Alternaria alternata
Lineage: Eukaryota; Fungi; Ascomycota; Dothideomycetes; Pleosporales; Pleosporaceae
Product: acetate kinase
Exons: 1
Coding region: 462-1721 (419 amino acids)
Biological process (GO): phosphorylation; acetate metabolic process
Molecular function (GO): acetate kinase activity
Source: RefSeq, a predicted model, not a curated record